Molecule: messenger RNA, 1314 nt
Organism: Ananas comosus (pineapple)
Lineage: Eukaryota; Viridiplantae; Streptophyta; Magnoliopsida; Poales; Bromeliaceae
Product: mitochondrial import inner membrane translocase subunit TIM22-like
Exons: 8
Coding region: 16-909 (297 amino acids)
Biological process (GO): protein insertion into mitochondrial inner membrane; protein targeting to chloroplast
Cellular component (GO): chloroplast inner membrane; TIM22 mitochondrial import inner membrane insertion complex
Molecular function (GO): protein binding; transmembrane protein transporter activity
Source: RefSeq, a predicted model, not a curated record
GAGAGAGGAGGCGAGAUGGGCGGCGCGGACGGAGGAGGAGGAGGAGGAGGGGGAGCAGUGGGAGCGGUAGGAGCAGCGGCGGCGGGGUUUGCUGCGGCGGUGACGACGAUGAAGAAGAACCCGAACCCGAACCCGGUGGAGCAGCUGGCGGCGCGGGUGCGGGGGAUGGAGGGGGGAUUCCGGGCGUGGCUGGCCCGGCAGCCCAUGCCCGUCGAGGCCGCCGUCGCCACCGCCGCCGGCGCCGCCCAGGGCGCUGCCAUCGGCGGCCUCAUGGGAACCCUCACCGCCGACGCCCUCCCCUCGCCUGUUCCGCCGCAGGCCAUGCCCUCCUUCAACCAGGCCCAGCUUGAAAUCCAGUGCCAGAUUCCCUCCCCCCUCUCCAAUCGGAAGGCUUUCGCUGGCGGACCAUUAGUACAGGCUCGUAAUUUUGCCGUCAUGACAGGUGUAAAUGCAGGCAUAUCUUGUGUUUUGAGAAGGAUAAGAGGAGUGGAGGAUGUUCAAUCUAGCAUGGCUGCGGCUUUUGGUUCCGGAGCAUUGUUUUCCUUAGUCAGCGGCAUGGGAGCCCCAAAUCCAGUAGCAAAUGCGGUUACAUCAGGAUUGGCUUUUGCAAUUUUCCAGGGUGGCUUUUUCAUGGUAGGUCAGAAGUUCUCGCAGCCGCCGGCUGAUGAUGUGCACUACUCUCGUACAAAAAGCAUGUUGACGAGCCUGGGACUUCAGAACUAUGAGAAGAACUUCAAGAAAGGCCUGCUCACCGAUCAUACCUUGUCCCUUCUGACUGAUAGUGCUCUUAGCGAUGUGAAGAUUCCUCCUGGGCCUAGACUUCUCAUACUCGAUCACAUUCAGAGGGAUCCAGAAUUUAUGAAAGGAAGGGCCAUUUCCGAAACGGCAACUGAAGCACAAACUGUAUGAUGAGGAACUGGCUCUCUCGAAGAGGUAUUGCUGCUGAUGGAGCAUCUCCAGGAGCCGUCUGAGAAACAAAUUAUCAGCAGGCGAUGUGUGCUGCUUAUCUUGGCCAGGAGACUUGCAUUCCUUUUUCCUCUUUUUCAGGGCAAUUUGUUUCCAGGGCUUGCGUUUCUUCUAACCAGGCUCCGUACCAUCCGGGGUUGGCCGUGGUAAGGAAUGUUUUGCCUUGUUCUCUCUUGUCCUGUUUGAAAAAUUGUUAACAAAAUAGGAGGUCCCUUUUGCGUCUGUUAUGGCAUGUAUUUGAAAUCUUGUAUCGAUGCAUUACGCGAUUAACUACGGCAUAUUUUGGAAAUCUAUGAUGAAGUGCAGGGUGUAGCCCGUCCAUGGUUCUUGCCCAUUACUGUUUCUAUA